Molecule: messenger RNA, 3145 nt
Organism: Lethenteron reissneri (Far Eastern brook lamprey)
Lineage: Eukaryota; Metazoa; Chordata; Hyperoartia; Petromyzontiformes; Petromyzontidae
Gene: IRAK4
Product: interleukin 1 receptor associated kinase 4
Biological process (GO): protein phosphorylation; signal transduction
Molecular function (GO): magnesium ion binding; protein serine/threonine kinase activity; protein binding
Source: RefSeq, a predicted model, not a curated record
CGGAAGAAAAGCGUCUCGCUCGUGCCUCCGUCGUUUCCGCAGUCUUAAAGCUGCUGCUGCUGUUGUUGCUGCUGCUGCUGUUGUUGUUGCUGCUGCUGUUGUUGCUGCUGCUGUUGUACUGUUGCCUGUCUCUCUUUUUUCCAUCCGUGAUGUCCGUCUGAUCUUCUUUCGUAGCCCCCCGUGCUCAUCAGCAGUGCCGGCGGGGCAGGAGGCGAGGGGGGUCGAAAGCGACUUCGCUGUUCAGUGCCAAGACUCGUUGCUGAAGUCGUCGUCGUCGAGUGCCCGAGGUUACAGGACGCGCUGCUUGAAGACCCAGCAUUUUGUGCUCAGCUGCCCCUUGAAUUGGUUCAACUGUGGCCAUUUCGGACAGGCCCUGUUGAAUGACCGUGCAACGGUUGCCGGUGUGUUGCUGAGCCUCAGGUGGCUAUUUCCUUUGGCACCACAGCAACCAGAAUGAGCCAAGUACCGAUCAGCCGAGAGACGCUGGUGCGGAAGCUGGCCUUCAGCCCACGGGAGAGCCUCGCCUCGCUGCUGGAUCCAGACGACGCCUGGAGAAAACUGGCAGCGCAGAUCCCCAACAGUCUUGGCCAGCCACGGUACACGAUGCUGCAGAUCAGGAAGUUUGAGAAAGUGGUGCAGGCGGGAAGGAGCCCCACGAUGGAACUGCUGAAUGAUUGGGGCACACAGAACUGCACGGUGGGGAAUCUGGUGGACCUGCUUGUAAAGCUGGAAUUCUACAAUGCGGCUGACCAGCUCCUCCCCAGCUCGUACGAGCGGCGGGAUCCCUUUCGCCAUAUCACCGCUGUUCCGCCCUCGUCAGACAAUGGCAGCGUGUGCGAGAGCUCGCUGCUCUACUCACAGCCCUGCUGCUCGCCAGGUGAGUGGGAGGCUUGCGUCGUCCCGCCUCUCUACACCUGCCUGGGCCCGCUAUACACCACCAUGGAGAAGGAGGAGAAUAAGGAGGAGAAGGAGGCGGCCGGGGAAGAGAGCGGGAGAGGCAACGUCAACAUCGCAGGACUUGGAGUUGGGAUGUCGCUCUUAUCCACAAAGAGGGCUGGCAGAGAAAGCGAAAACAAAGAGGAGCGCGUGGUGGAGCCGACAUCGCCUACCGAGCUCACGGUGAUUGGGAUUGAAGCAGACGUGGAGAAGUUUGAGUUCACGGCCCUGCUGCGCAUGACUGGCGGGUUCAAUGACGCCCCGUUAUUGCAGGGCGGCAGCAAAAUAGGCGAGGGAGGCUUUGGCCUGGUGUACCUGGGCCGCAUCGGCACAAACGCCGUCGCCGUCAAGAAACUAACAGCCCUCGACCAUGUGUCUAUGGAAAGCAUGAAAACACAGUUCACCAAGGAGAUACACACGCUCAGCAGCUGUCGGCACGAGAACCUGGUGGAGCUCCUCGGCUACUCGUGCGAUGGGCCCCAGCUGUGCCUCGUCUACCCUUACAUGUCCAACGGCUCCCUGUCCGAACGCCUCGCCUGCAAGGAUAAUACCCCUCCACUGCCUUGGGCCACUCGACUCAGCGUUGCUGAAGGGGCAGCCAAGGGCAUCGCCUUCCUGCACGCCAACAACCACAUCCACCGGGACAUCAAAACGGCGAACAUUCUGCUGGACAAUGCUAAUGUGGCGAAGGUGGCGGACUUUGGGCUGGUGCGGGGCUCCGGGCCGGGCGGUGCGACUGCCCUCACGUCAGUAGUCGUGGGCACCGCGGCCUACAUGGCACCAGAGGCACUCCGUGGCGAGCUCACACCCCGCGCAGACACCUACAGCUUCGGGGUGGUUCUUCUGGAGCUGAUCACAGGUCUUCCUGCCUUUGAUAGCAAGCGCACCCCAGCUGUAAUCAGCAGCCUACCAGAAGAGCUGGAGGAUGGCCCGCACACACUGCAGGACUUCACGGACCCACACGUUGGCACAGUUGAUCCUGAGCGGGUGGACGCGGUCUACCAACUCGCCCUGCGGUGCCUGGAGGAUCGCAAGGGAAGACGGCCUGCAAUGAGCGAGGUCUCUAGCAUCCUAAAGGAAAUGUCAGCAACUUGCAUGGAGGCUGCAGGAGAAUGAGGACUCGAGUGAAGACACGAAUGACUCAUCCUCAAACAUAUGUCUAUGCGUGUGUGUUGUGACGAGUGGUGGAGAAGUUGUUCGCACAUUGCACUUAAAUAAUUUUGACCCAAGUUCAGUUUUUCGCCAUGGGUAACAUCAGUGGGUCUUUCAAAGAUUAUUUCAGCAAUAAGUGAAUAUCUGAUGAAGUGUAAGCACUGGAGAGAAAAUGGUUUCCAAGCACGGUUCUGAUCAUGCAACAUGUUGGAUUGAUUACACGCUGACCAAAUGUACUCUGCCCAAUGGUCUACAUGGCAAUACGGAGACUUUGUUUUUGUGUACAUGUGCGUAGCAAUGGAAUGUAGUUACACUGUGCUAUGAUCCUGACAAUUCAUGUUCAUUUUUUGGCCACUUACCAUUAUGUGAAUAUUAUUUUCGGCCUUCAUAGGUGCUCGCUAACAGCGCCACCUCCCAACAGCCUGUUAAGGCUAUAAGGGGGGGGUCUUUGUAUUUUGUGAUGGUGAUGUCACCGUCACUUCGUGGCGAAUGGCGGCGGCUGUUAUUAUUGUGUCAUGUGCCGGCUUUAAAAGGUGCUCGCAAGCAGCGAUUGUUGCGACAGCCGGAGGCUAAAAAUGAAAGGUUUACAUUAGGCGAUGCUUUGGGCAAUGGUUAUUAUUCAUGGCACAUAAAAGAACGGCCAUUGCCCAAAUUGUUGCUGAGGAUUUGUGCUUGUGCAAAGGCAGUAUUACCAAAUAAUGAUGGCAAAAAAGGUGGUCUUCAUGAGGGAUGGUUGCGAUAGUGUAGUGAUUACACCAUUAACUUAAAUUCAACUCUUGGUCGCAUACGAGUGCCAGUUGGAAUAAAGUUGAUUUGGAUCUCCCAUUGGCCAGCUCUGCGUUAGAAAAAUACCUGAUGUGAUAUGAACAUCAGUAUUGGGGACGCAAAAGUGGUUAAUGUGGAAAGUGCUGAAACAGCCACCCUAUAUGGUGUGCAUUAGCAGAAGCAAUAAUAGUUGCUUGGUAAACAGCACUGAGAAUAGCCAAAAUAGGUUUUUUAAAGUCUCGAUAUUUUGUACGAUAAAAUGUUUUUCUCAAUAAAUUUUAUAUGAAUCUGC